Messenger RNA from Apis laboriosa (Himalayan honeybee), 4229 nucleotides. RefSeq names its product neuropathy target esterase sws (gene sws). Gene Ontology annotation, molecular function: phosphatidylcholine lysophospholipase A1 activity. The coding region runs from base 166 to 4191 and encodes 1341 amino acids. Lineage: Eukaryota; Metazoa; Arthropoda; Insecta; Hymenoptera; Apidae. The record is from RefSeq and is a predicted model, not a curated record. Gene Ontology annotation, biological process: phosphatidylcholine metabolic process. Gene Ontology annotation, cellular component: endoplasmic reticulum. The transcript is spliced from 15 exons.
UCAAAGGUCAUUAAUUCAUUGUAGAUAAGUAAUUCUUUAUAUCAAAACAACUACAUUGUUUCAAUUCAUCUAUCUCGGAUUUUCGUCAUUUUUUACUUAUGAAUUUGUGACACACUUUUUGUUUAACAUUUUACUACAUUCUGAUGGAAGAAAUGAAUACCUACUAUGGAGGUAGUAGAAUUAUUCAAUAAAUGUAAUGAAAGUUUGGGUUCUUAUAUUUUUUCAAGAUGGAUUGGCAAAUUAAUUACAGAAUACCAAACAUCAAAGACUCUAUUUAGUAUUAUAAUAUCAAGUCUUGUGAUUUUAUUAAUUAUAUCUAUAAUCAUUCUGCGAAAAUGGAAAAACAAAGAAUUUCUUCCAGAAGUAAAAGAAUUUGUUGGAGUAGGUACAGGCAAGCCCAGAUUCAGAAAAAGAGACAAAGUACUUUUUUAUGGAAGAAAAAUGUUACGCAAAGUAAAGUCUAUCAGUGGACAAGUACAUGCAACUGGACAAGGAAAAAAAAGAAAAGCUGUAAUGAGAUUUGCACGAAGACUUUUACAACUUAAAAAAGAAACAGUACCACAACAAUUAAAAGUUUUAGAACCACCGGCUGAAUAUUUAGAAGAAGAUCUAGGUCCUGGAGAAAAAGUACCUCCUGAUGCUUUAUAUAUGUUGCAAAGUAUCAGAGUAUUUGGUCAUUUUGAAAAACCAGUAUUUCUUAAAUUAUGCAAACAUACAGAAAUUAUGAAUUUACCAGCUGGAAGCACCUUAUUUAAAAUUGGAGAUCCAGAUGAAAAUUUAUUUAUUGUACAACAAGGCUUAGUUAAUGUUUAUAUUACAGGACCUGAUGGUUCUCAAAUAUCAUUAAAAUUAGUAAAAACUGGAGAAUCAGUAACUAGUCUUCUUAGCUUUACAGAUGUACUUACUGGGCAUACAAGUACCUAUAAAACAGUAUCAGCUAGAGCCGUAGAAGAUUCUAUUGUAGUAAAAUUACCAAUGAAUGCAUUUCAAGAGGUUUUUCAAGAUCAUCCUGAUGCAUUUGUUCGAGUUAUCCAGGUCAUUAUGGUCCGUCUUCAAAGAGUCACUUUUACUGCUCUCCAUCAAUAUCUUGGAUUAUCUGCAGAAUUAGUUAAUCAAGGAUCACAUAAAAAGAAACAAAGUCCAUUUUCUGGAUCUCCAGUUAGAUCAAGAACUAAAGAAAAUUGUUCUACCCAGAAUAUAGAAAAUCAAUCCAAUACAUUUACAACUAUUUCAUCAGAACAUGAUAAAAAUGAAAUAGUUCAUAUAUCUACAUUAAGUAGUCAUCAAAGUGUACCAAUUGUUAUAAGUCGACGGCAAAAAACUAAUCUUGAUUGGAAAAAUCAAAAUUUAAGUUUACAAUCAGGUCAAAAUACAGCAGAUAUGGUACCAGAAUGUGAUUCUCAUUGGCCAAAUUCUUCUCCUAUAACAUCACAACAAGGAUCACAACCAGAUGUAAUACAUACUGGAAAUUCACAUUCUAACAAGAAAAGAUCAAUUACUACUGAACCAAUUCAACAACAAUUAGAUGAAGCACAUCUUGUGCAAAUAGCUACAGAAGCAUUCAUUAGGGAACUUGGAUUAGAAGAUGAUUCAAUACUCAAAGAUGGUAAAGUUCAAAUUAGAGAAGUACCAAGUGGUACGUAUUUGAUGAAGGAAGAAUCUCACAAGGAUGUUGCACUUGUCUAUGUUAUAUCUGGUAUAUUAAUAGUUAGUCAACGCGUUUCAGAAGGUAGAGAUAUAGGUCAAGAAGUUCAUAUGUUUAGUGCUCAUCAAGGCGAAAUUGUCGGUGGUUUAGCUGUAUUAACUGGAGAACCUUCUUUUUAUACCAUUAGAGCAAAACAUUCUAGUCGCAUAGCACUUCUUAGUAAAUCAACAUUUUUCGCUAUUAUGCGAGAACAACCAACUGUUGUAUUACAUGUUGCCCAUUCAGUUGUUCGAAGACUUAGCCCCUUUGUAAGACAGGUUGAUUUUGCACUUGAUUGGCUAUUUCUUGAAAGUGGAAGAGCAGUAUAUCGCCAAGGAGAUGAAUCAGAUUCGACAUUUAUUGUAUUAAGUGGUCGACUUCGGUCGGUAAUUACAUAUAAAAAUGGAAAAAAAGAACUUGUUGCGGAAUACGGGAAAGGUGAUCUUGUAGGUAUUGUAGAAAUGGUUACACAAACACCACGAUCAACAACAGUAAUGGCAGUACGAGAUUCUGAAUUAGCAAAACUUCCUGAAGGAUUAUUUAAUGUUAUAAAACUUCGUUAUCCAAUAGUAGUUACAAGACUUAUAAAUUUACUUGGACAUCGUAUACUUGGCACUUGGCAACAAGCGCAUACAAAAAAUGGCAGUAACGAUACACAACGGGCCGCGGCGACAGUUGACGCAAGACCAGCUCAAGUAAAUUUUUCAACUGUUGCAAUAGUUCCGGUAUCCGAUGAUGUCCCUCUAACUGCAUUUACGUAUGAACUUUAUCAUUCAUUAUGUGCUAUUGGGCCAUGUCUACGCCUUACUUCUGAUGUUGUUCGAAAAACAUUAGGUAGCACUAUAAUGGAACCUGCAAAUGAAUAUCGUCUAACAUCAUGGCUUGCACAACAAGAAGAUCAACAUCGAAUUUCACUAUAUCAAUGUGAUCCAACAUAUACAUUGUGGACUCAACGAUGUGUUAGACAAGCUGACUGUAUUCUUAUUGUGGGUUUAGGAGAUAAACCUCCAUCUAUAGGUAGAACUGAACGUGAAGUUGAACGUUUAGUAAUGAGAACACAAAAAGAAUUAGUACUCUUACAUAAAGAACAAAGCGGACAGCGCCCAACAAAUACAGUACAGUGGUUGAAUAUGAGAUCUUGGGUUUCUAGUCAUCAUCACAUUCAAUGUCCUAAACGAAUGUUUACAAGAAGAUCUCAAUAUAGAAUUAAUGAAUUGUAUUCUAAAGUUUUGAUGUCUGAACCAAACAUACAUAGUGAUUUCAGUAGACUUGCUCGUUGGUUAACUGGAACUUCAGUUGGACUUGUACUUGGAGGUGGAGGUGCUAGAGGUGCAGCUCAUGUAGGAAUGCUUAAAGCUGUUAUCGAAGCUGGAAUACCUAUAGACAUGGUUGGAGGAGUUAGUAUUGGAGCAUUUAUGGGUGCUUUAUGGUGUAUGGAAAAAAACAUAACAACAACAACGCAAAAAGCUCGUGAAUGGUCCAAAAAAAUGACACAAUGGUGGAGACAAAUAAUGGAUUUAACAUAUCCAGUAACAUCUAUGUUUUCUGGAAAAGACUUUAAUAAUACAAUUCAAGCAACAUUUGGGGACACAUAUAUAGAAGAUUUAUGGUUACCAUACUUUACACUAACUACAGACAUCACUGAUUCUUGUAUGCGUACGCAUACACACGGAUCGCUGUGGCGGUACAUUCGAGCUUCGAUGUCUUUGUCUGGUUAUAUGCCACCCAUGUGUGACCCAGUUGACGGCCAUCUCCUGCUCGACGGCGGGUACGUCAAUAACCUUCCAGCUGACGAAAUGUUGAGGCAAGGAGCGCAUCAUAUUUUGGCUAUUGAUGUUGGGUCACAAGAUGACACGGAUUUAACAAAUUAUGGAGAUUCUUUAUCUGGUUGGUGGUUAUUAUGGAAACGAUGGAAUCCAUUUGCAACGCCUGUCAAAGUUCCAAAUUUGCCUGACAUACAAUCACGAUUGGCAUAUGUUAGUUGUGUACGGCAAUUAGAAGAAGUUAAAAGUUCAGAUUACUGUGAAUACAUUAGGCCACCAAUAGAUAAAUAUAAAACUCUCCAAUUCGCUAACUUUGAUGAAAUUAAAGAUGUUGGAUAUCAACAUGGAAAAACUUAUUUCGAAGGACAAUUAAAAGCUGGAGUUUUACCACGUUUUAAUGCUGAUAGAGAAAAUGCCCGCGCAUUACGAGCAAAACAUCAAGCAGCAAAUCAGCAAUCAAUAUCUUCGUAUACUUUUACAGAUUUAGCUCAAAUGGUGUGUAAAGUCUCUAGAGGAAGUAUAUAUGUAGAUUUGGAAAUUGAUUCUGACACAGAUGAAUUAGAAGAAUACGAGGCAGAUUUGGAAGAAGAUGCACAAGAAGUAGGUUAUGCCUCUGAACCCACUGCCGGUAUUCUAGAUCAGAGUCCUGACGAAAAUCGUUUACGACGAAGAACUGGCGUUUCUUUAAGUUUAUCUGACACAGAAGCAGAAUCAGAAUUAGAUUAUCAUACCAAAAUAUUCUAAGCAUUUUUUCUAAUUUUUAUUUUAAUAUCAUCUAUUUU